Emys orbicularis (European pond turtle) is the source of this 1299-nucleotide messenger RNA. RefSeq names its product WD repeat domain 18 (gene WDR18). Lineage: Eukaryota; Metazoa; Chordata; Testudines; Emydidae. The coding region runs from base 1 to 1299 and encodes 432 amino acids. The record is from RefSeq and is a predicted model, not a curated record. Gene Ontology annotation, cellular component: nuclear pre-replicative complex. Gene Ontology annotation, biological process: rRNA processing; DNA-templated DNA replication. The transcript has 10 exons. Gene Ontology annotation, molecular function: protein binding.
AUGGCGGCGCCCAUGGAGGUGGUGCUGGUGACGGACGCCGCCGGGCCGCUGAGCAAUUGCUCGGUGUGGGAGCUGCACUCGGGCUCCGCGCUCCCCGGCUACCGGGGCGGCAACAGCGGGGCGCGGGGCCUGGCGCUGCUGGGCGGGGAGCACCUGCUGGGGGCGCAGCUGGGCAAGGGCUACAUCAACGUGUGGGAGCUGCAGAGAAAGGACCAACUCCAGCAGAAGAUCAUCUGCCCUGGGCUGGUGACCUGCCUGACAGCUUCCCCUAAUGGUCUCUACAUCCUGGCAGGCAUUGCUGAGAGCAUCUAUCUGUGGGAGGUCUCCAGCGGGAACCUCCUCGCCAUCCUGAACCGACACUACCAAGACCUCACGUGCCUCUGCUUUACCGACGACAGCAGUCACUUUCUCUCGGGGGGCAAGGACUGCCUGGUCCUGGUGUGGAACCUUUACAGCACCCUGCAGGUGGAGCACUCCCAGAUCCCGGAGCCCCGCCACGUGUGGUCUCGACACAGCCUGCCCAUAACAGACCUGUGCUGCGGCUUCGGAGGCCCCCUGGCACGAGCGGCCACCUCCUCCCUCGACCAGACGGUGAAGCUCUGGGAAAUCUCCUCUGGAGAGCUCCUGCUCUCUGUCCUCUUCGAUGUGGGCAUCAUGGCGGUGACCCUUGACCUCUCCGAGUAUCACAUGUUCUGUGGUGGCAUGGACGGCUCCAUCUUUCAGGUCGACCUCUGUGCCUGGCCUGUUCAGAGAGACCGAGCCUUCCACUCGGAGCGGGAGAACGGGAAGAUCUUCAAGGGGCACAGGAACCAGGUGACCUGUCUGUCCGUCUCCACGGACGGCAGCCUGCUGCUCUCCGGCUCGCACGACGAAACAGUCCGGCUAUGGGACAUCCAGAGCAAGCAGUGCCUGCGGACGGUGAAUCACAAAGGCCCAGUGACAAACGCCUUCAUCGCGCUGGCCCCAGCCAACAUGUUUAACCCAGACAGCAAGCCCGGCGUGCCUCUGCCCAAAUUCAGCAAACACCUGCACGGCACCGAGAGCAGCGAGGAUCAAGGAGCCGAGGGGGUGACGGUGCGCCUCGGCCUCCACCAGCAGGGGGCUGGGGAGAGCUACUUGGAAAAGGCUGAACGGUUGUACUCGCAGAUGUGCUCGACGAGGGAAAAGAACCUGAUGGGAGACCAGGAGCAGCUGAAGAUUCAAGUGACUGAGCUGGAGGAUGAAGUCAGCACGCUCCGGAAGAUCAAUAAGAACCUCUUUGACUUCUCUGCCCGCAUCAUCACUAAGACAGCCAAAUGA